AUGGUCGAUCCUAUAUCAGUUAUUGCAACCACUGGAUCAGUUGUUGCAACAUUAUAUACUGUUAUAACAACAAUUAUAGAGUUUAUCGACACAGUUGAAGAAAAUAAACAACAUGCAAAACAAUUAAUCAAACGAGUUGAACGUUUUCAAAAAAUUAUUGAAAAUUGCACAAGAGAUGAUGGACAUUUAUUAGAUCAUAUGCAACGUGUUCUUGAAAAAGCUUAUGAAUAUGCAUUGCAAUUCAAAAAAGAUCAAUACAUCUCUUUAUUUAGCAAAGAAAAAGACCAGCAUCGUUCUCUUGUAGCUAAAAAUGAUGCAAUAGUACCUGUCGAAGAUCCAUUACAAGAUGAGUCUACAGUCGUUAGAAAUACUGAAGAAGUUUCGCAAGUGCCGCUAGUAAAUACCCAAAACUCUUGUAUAUGUACCGGUCCAAAUAAAUUUUCACGUUUCUGGCAAAAAUCAAGAAUUUAUCGUUGUUAUAAAUCGAUUAAAACAGAUUUAGAACGACUUGAUAAGGAAAUUGAUAGAGCUGGUGGUGACGCAGCGUUCGGUAUUCUUAUUGAUGUCAAUAAUAAAGUAACUGUAAUAGAAGAAAAAAUUGAUACAGUAAUUAAAGGUCACAAGGAAAUUGUUGCCGCAUUAACUAAUGUUCAUUCUUCAUCAUCACAAAAUAUCAUUGAUGAACAAAAGUUACGAAUUAUCAAGAAAUUAAAACAUGAAUAUACAUCUAAAUAUGGCAAAAUAAAACGAUUAAUGACAAAUACAUUUGUACCAAUUGAUGAAGAAAAUUAUAUCAAUUUAGCUAUUAUUCACAAAGAACAGAAAGAAUCUAACAUUUCUAAACAGAGUGAAUUUGAUUAUAGUACAUAUGAAUUAAUAUAUGGAUCAAAAAUAUCGAGUUAG
Rotaria sp. Silwood2 is the source of this 903-nucleotide messenger RNA. Lineage: Eukaryota; Metazoa; Rotifera; Eurotatoria; Philodinida; Philodinidae. The record is from the annotation of a GenBank genome assembly.